This is a messenger RNA of Alnus glutinosa, 2022 nucleotides long. RefSeq names its product ATP-dependent Clp protease proteolytic subunit-related protein 3, chloroplastic-like. Gene Ontology annotation, molecular function: serine-type endopeptidase activity; ATP-dependent peptidase activity; ATPase binding. The record is from RefSeq and is a predicted model, not a curated record. The transcript is spliced from 5 exons. The coding region runs from base 1287 to 1679 and encodes 130 amino acids. Lineage: Eukaryota; Viridiplantae; Streptophyta; Magnoliopsida; Fagales; Betulaceae. Gene Ontology annotation, biological process: protein quality control for misfolded or incompletely synthesized proteins. Gene Ontology annotation, cellular component: endopeptidase Clp complex.
AAUUCAUAGCCACACAAAAUUUCUCCACCACAAUCUCACAGCAGCCCCGCCCCCCAAUUCUUCUUCUCCGUUCUACUCACCCGAACCCUUCCUCUCUUCUCUUUUCUUUCCUCUUCUCUUCUCAUGCACUGCCUUCCCCGUUUCUUCUUCUACCCACGGCAAAUCGAGAGAUGUUGAGAGAGAGAUGAGACCGAGAGAGAGCCGAGAGAUUGAGUGUGAGAUCGGGAGAGUUGAGGGAGAUGGAGCCCGAUCCUCCGGUUGGUGGCGCCGACGAGACCAGAGGACGCCGGCGACGUGAUCUCCGGUGAGCCCGUAACCCGCAACCGCCAGACCCGGAAGUGAAACCCGUGACCCGUGUGUGUAACCCGCUGUACCCGUGAGGACCCGAUCCUCCAUGAUCGGCGACUGGGACUGAAAUCCGGCGAUUGAGGAGCUCCGGCGGAAUCCAGGAGCUUGAACCCGCGACCCGUGAGCCCAGAAAACCCGAGAGCCCGAUGCAGCCGUGAAACCCGAGCAACCCGUGACCCGUACCCAUGUGACCCGGUUCUUCAUAGCGAUUUCCGGCGACUUUUCCGGCUGGAAUCAGAGGCGAUUUUAAUGGGUUUUUGAGGAAAAUCCCCAAGAGAUAAUAUAUUUUUUAGCUGUAGCUUCAGCCGCAGGAUUUGGAGGGCUGCUAUGAAGGCUUGUGGUUUUGCUGAUCCCCCUUGUUGGGAUGAUGUUGUGGAUUGGGGUAUCUCUAAAUUCCAUGGUAAGAGCUUGCAGGCCUGCGUAGGUCGUCUGUGGGUGAUGUAUCAUCUCUGAAAGCAUCGAAAUGAUAUCCAGCAUGGAAAUAUAUUGAGUUCAGAGGAAGCCAUUUUGAUCCAGAUUUUCUGGGAUGUUCGAACCAGAAUUCUAGCUAAAGGAAGGUUUAAAAGUUUAUCUUCUUGUUUAGAGUUGGUGUAUAGGUGGAAUCUUCAUUCAUUGUUGUAACCUGGGUAGUCUCUGUUGAGUAGUUGUUUGAUGCUUACUGAUUGUUUGUUGUAGUAGGUGUUUUUCUGUUUGGGGUCUGCCGUUUGAUCCCUUGUGAGUCCUGUUUUGUGGACGUGAGCCAGUUUUUAUCGUUGGCGUGUAAUUGUGGUUGGGCUUGUUCUAUAAAGUUUUGGUUCAUUUAAAAAAAAAAAAAAAAACCCUAAAGACCCGUUUCUUUCAAAACUCGCUUCGGUGGCUGCCACCUCCCCCGAAACGUUUCUUAACCGGCCUGUCAACUCUGACACUUCUCCUUGGACUUGUUUGAUUCUCCCCAGCUCAUGGCUACACCUGCCCAAGUGGAAAGAUUAGUUUCGUACAAUGAGCAUAGGCCAAGAAGGCCUCCACUGGACUUGCCUUCGCUGCUUCUCCAUGGGAGGAAUGUUUACGUUGGCAUGCCUUUGGUGCCAGCUGUUUCAGAGCUCAUUGUUGCAGAAUUGAUGUACCUGCAGUGGAUGGAUCCCAAAGAACCAAUAUAUCUUUAUAUAAAUUCUACAGGAACAACUCGUGAUGAUGGUGAAACAGUUGGGAUGGAGACAGAGGGUCAAGACCCUCUGGCGGCUUUUCCAGUAGAUUCCGCGACAUCCGACAAUUUUUCUGGCAGGUUCAGCGCUGCGCUGGCGACAGUUGCGCCACGCGCCGGCGCGCGUGGCGUCACGCUCCACCGUCUGUAGUUCUUCCUUUUUCUUUUGUAUUUUGGAUAUGCUUUUCAGAUGUAAUUCAGGUUUUUUUUUGUAUUUUUGGGUUUGUAUUUCUGUUGGGUUUGGGCAGAUUUGGGUGAAUGUUGGGGGGCUUUUUUGGUUUUUUGGGCUUUGGGUUUUUUGUGAUUCUGGGUGUUGUGGGCGCUGCAUGCGGGUUUUAGGGUUGGUCUUUAUGGAUUUGUUUGGGUUUUUCUAUUUAUAGGUUAGCUUUAGCUGUUCUUAUGUAUACUCCCGGUGUACUUAGGGGUGCCUUACGCUUAUUUAUAAAGUUUUCUUACUUAUCAAAAAAAAAAAAUGAGGUGUGCUUCUUUUCAAA